AUGGUGAUACAUAAUUCAACCUCAUCUACAAAAGGUAAUUUAUGGUUAUUCUGGAAUGCUUCUUUAUCUACUCCUCAAGUUAUUUCAAUUUCUAGCCAAAUGGUAAUUGUCAGUAUUGGUGAAGUAUUAGUUUCUGGUGUUCAUGCUCAUGUUAAAAAGAGUCAAAGAAAGUUUCUUUGGUCAGAGAUGGAAAUCAUUAGCCAGAUACAAAAACCAUGGGUUGUUUUAGGUGAUUUCAAUGCUAUAAUUUCUCCUGAAGAGAAAUUUGGUGGUAAAUCUCCUAACAGAAUUUCAAUGAUGGAUUUUUUUCAUUGCCUUAAUGAAUGUAACUUAAUUCAAGCUCCUAGCACAGGUCAGCAAUACACUUGGUCCAAUUGUCAACAAGGAACAAAAAGAAUCCUAUGUGUUCUAGAUAUAGUUGUUUUCAAUUCUUUAUGGUUACAGAAGUAUGGUGAUUGGGGAUAUAAGGUUGGAUUGAGGAUAUUUUCAGAUCAUGCUCCUUUAUUAUGUGGUUGUGCAAGCAUACCCAGACCAAAGAAUGUUCCCUGGAAAUUUCAGAAAAUGUGGAUUGAUCAUCCAUCAUUCUUAAGUGAACUGAAGAAAGUAUGGAAUGAGAAUAUUAUUGGAGAUCCAUCUUUUAUUUUCAUGCAGAAUCUAAAAAAGUUAAAAAAAGUUCUUAAGUGA
Molecule: messenger RNA, 684 nt
Organism: Papaver somniferum (opium poppy)
Lineage: Eukaryota; Viridiplantae; Streptophyta; Magnoliopsida; Ranunculales; Papaveraceae
Exons: 1
Coding region: 1-684 (227 amino acids)
Source: RefSeq, a predicted model, not a curated record